CAUUUGACCACACCUUCCUUUUUUAAACCACAGGGCGGGUACCUCAGCCACACACAUACACAAAUUUCACAAACUUCGAAAAAACACGACACACUCUCAUACACACACGUUGUCGCACACACAUUCCUUCUUUUCGCAGCAACAAGCAUCCUCACCUUAAACGACAAUGGCCGAUGCCGAGGAUAUUCAACCUCUCGUUUGCGAUAAUGGAACCGGAAUGGUCAAGGCUGGUUUUGCCGGAGAUGAUGCUCCGAGGGCGGUGUUCCCUAGCAUUGUGGGGCGUCCACGUCACACUGGGGUGAUGGUUGGGAUGGGACAGAAGGAUGCGUAUGUUGGGGACGAGGCUCAAUCGAAGAGGGGUAUUUUGACUCUGAAAUACCCUAUUGAGCAUGGGAUUGUGAGUAAUUGGGACGACAUGGAGAAGAUCUGGCAUCACACUUUCUACAAUGAGCUUCGUGUGGCUCCUGAAGAACACCCUGUGCUUCUUACCGAGGCACCGCUUAAUCCUAAGGCUAAUCGUGAGAAAAUGACUCAGAUCAUGUUUGAGACCUUCAACACUCCUGCUAUGUAUGUCGCCAUCCAAGCUGUGCUUUCCCUUUAUGCUAGUGGCCGUACAACUGGUAUUGUUCUGGACUCCGGAGAUGGUGUCAGUCACACGGUUCCUAUUUACGAAGGCUAUGCCCUUCCGCAUGCAAUCUUGCGUUUGGACCUUGCAGGGCGUGAUCUCACUGAUGCCCUUAUGAAAAUCCUGACUGAGCGUGGUUACUCUUUCACCACAUCUGCAGAGCGGGAAAUUGUGAGGGACAUGAAGGAGAAACUGGCCUAUAUUGCUCUUGAUUACGAGCAGGAAUUGGAAACUGCCAAGACUAGCUCAGCCGUUGAAAAGAGCUAUGAGCUUCCUGAUGGGCAGGUGAUCACUAUUGGUGCUGAGCGAUUCCGGUGCCCUGAAGUUCUAUUCCAGCCAUCCAUGAUUGGGAUGGAAUCUCCUGGCAUCCACGAGACAACAUAUAACUCUAUCAUGAAGUGUGAUGUCGACAUUAGGAAGGAUCUAUAUGGUAACAUUGUCUUGAGUGGUGGUUCCACAAUGUUCCCAGGCAUUGCUGAUAGGAUGAGCAAGGAGAUUACAGCAUUGGCACCAAGUAGCAUGAAAAUUAAGGUUGUCGCACCACCAGAGAGGAAAUACAGUGUCUGGAUUGGAGGCUCCAUCUUGGCUUCCCUCAGCACCUUCCAACAGGUAAACUGCAUGCAUGACCAUAAUUGCACGGGUGAAGCUGUUGAAUUUGGAAUGUCAAUACAGCAAAUAACUUGGGAAAUUGUAUUUAAAUAAUAAGUAGGAAGUUUAAUAAAAUAAGUAUUAUCAGAAAAUGGGAGGAAAUAUCAAACAUGAUACUUAGCUAGAUCAAGGGGAUAAGAUUAGUUUAAAGUACAUUCUUUUUCGUUGUGCUUGUGUUGUUUGGAAACAGAGUAAGUACCUUCUGAAGCCAACUCAAACCAUUGAAACAAGCAAAUUUAGUCUACUCCUUUUUUAUGUUUUCUCUCCCAUGUGCAGAUGUGGAUUGCGAAGGCUGAGUAUGAUGAAUCUGGACCAUCAAUCGUACACAGGAAAUGCUUCUAAGUUAUAAUCAUGGAGUAUGAAAGCUGGACCAGGGAAAUUACUAUUUAUACGAAUACUACAAAAAUACCAUCAAGUGGUUGAGGACUUGCAUUUCCUACUCUUUACCAUUCCUUUUAUCAUGUUUUUGUGUUUUCCUUUCUUUGAUAUGUUGAGAUAAGAGCAUGAAGGCUGGCAAGAUAUGUAAGAUUCAAAUUUUUCCCCGUUUUGUUGUAGUAGAAGAGAUGUGCAUUGUUACCGAUUUGGUUUGGUUGAAUCGACAAAUUCUUUUUAUGAAGUAUUCUGAUUAAAGCA
This is a messenger RNA of Vigna angularis (adzuki bean), 1906 nucleotides long. Its product is annotated as actin-3. Lineage: Eukaryota; Viridiplantae; Streptophyta; Magnoliopsida; Fabales; Fabaceae. The transcript has 4 exons. The coding region runs from base 167 to 1327 and encodes 386 amino acids. The record is from RefSeq and is a predicted model, not a curated record. Gene Ontology annotation, cellular component: cytoplasm.